Molecule: messenger RNA, 3750 nt
Organism: Echinostoma caproni
Lineage: Eukaryota; Metazoa; Platyhelminthes; Trematoda; Plagiorchiida; Echinostomatidae
Source: the annotation of a GenBank genome assembly
AUGGAAAAUAAUUCUGGUAUUGCUUUCCGAGAAAUAUUACCUUGGUUGGAAAAGUUUGUGCAUCUAACAGAACUCGUGAUAAUUUCUCAAUCCAUACACAGAAUCACCAAUUUGAAGGGAUGUCCGAAUUUGCGAAGACUCUGGAUUUGUGAAUGUGAGCUCGAUAAAAUCGAGAAUAUCGACUGUUGCAGGAUGCUUGAGGAAUUAUAUCUUUAUGGAAACAAUAUAAGUUCCAUUGAAAAUCUUGAGAAACUGGAAAACCUAUCUGUUCUUUGGCUCAAUGACAACCAAAUAUCUUCCAUUGAAGGUGUCUCGAAACUUUUAAAUCUUAGCGUGCUGAAUUUAUCGGACAAUCUUAUAAAGGUAAUUGGAAAAUGUCUAGAGCAAACAAUCAAACUCACAUGUCUACAUAUUUCUGGAAACAUCAUUUCUGAUUUUGAUGAAAUUGUUGCUUUGAGCCACCUCCCACAGCUGAGUUCACUAUCAAUUAAUGAGUGCGGCUUUAAACAGAACCCAAUAUGCACCAAUCCAAACCUUCCACUAGUACUUAUGUACUACCUUCCAAAAUUGAGAGUCCUUGACAACGUGAGCCUAGACAUGCCCGAGUUGCGACAUUCAGUUAGAGCAGUUAUGAAUGCAAAACAAGGAUUUUAUGCAAACAAAGGUCAACACAUUCUCAGCAUUCAGGACUCCCGUCAAAAUCAGUUAAAGGAGAGAUAUAAAUGCAUCGAGUCAAAAAUUCUAUCACAAAUACAACAGCUGGAUAAAACGAUGAGGCAUCUCCAGUUCCGCAAGGGUUUCAAAAUCAGAGGUGAGCAAAAUACGGACACCGGAGACAGUUUGCAGAUCAGUCAAUACAUAAAUGAGCUUCAAACAAGAAUCACAUUUUGGGAAUACAUGAUAGAAAAGUAUGAAGAGGAGCUCCAGUUUGCAUCAUACAUACUAAAGCAACACACAGAUCUCAAGUACAACCUUCUUCAACUGGAAUUAGAGCUGUGUGGUUAUUUUGAAUUCAUGGAAGGAUCCACUAGCGAUGAAUGGUUUCACCGUUGCAGCAAGCUUGUAGCCUCGCGAUUUUGCUUACAUCACUUGUAUGCAAUCCCGGUUUCCGGAAUAAGGGUUCAUAACGUUUACAAAGUUAAUAACAAACUAUUACUACAGAAAUUCGAAAACUGGAUAAAAAAGCAUACUGAAUUCGAUGAGCUCAUCUCUCCAAGAACAGAAGAAAUUCCACUGGACUCAGACUUAUUUCGCUCUUAUCAAGAUUAUCUUUUAGUGGUUUGUCCCAAAAACAAAGAUAAAACAAAGUAUUUUCCGGAAUUGCUGAAAUCAGGCAUUAAGAUUCCCAAUCAGGGUGCUCCUCUUUCCAAUAGUCUAAGUAUAGCGGAUGAAGAAAAUCUUGGAGAUCUGCUGAGAAGCUGUUCAACCAACAAGCAUUGGACGCCAGCAAGAUUUACAACUAUCCUGUUGAUACGAGCAAACACUAAAUAUGGUUUGGAGUUACUCACAAAGACAAACGCGGAUGAUGAUAAAGAGGUAUUACUGUUAAAAAACCCCAAAAAGUUUAAUUGCACAGGAAAAGGAUGUUCUUGUCGAUUUGUUAACAAAAGCUUCUCAUUCUCCGAAGAAAACUGUCUUCUCCCCGAAUUUAUUGUUGAGCUGGAAUAUCUGACAAAACAUGAAGUUGUGUCGCCUUUCUACCAAAUUUUGGUUUCUUCAAGUUCCAAGUUAGAUCUCCCCUUGCUCGAGGAGGAUAUCAAAACGGAUUCUACUCUGCUCAAAAAGAUUCCACAUCGUUUCCUUCGUCCAACUGCUGUUGAACUUUCAGAAAACACGUUAGAUUUGUUUUACGAUAACAAAGCGAAUUCUGAGAGUGUCUCCUUGAAUGUCAAUGACGUGAAGUGCCCAAGAACACUCAAUCUUCAAAGAUUCAAGGAUUUGACGCAUUUGAGGUUGAAUCAUUGCUACCUGCAAAAAAUGCCACUAUUUACAGGACAAAAUCUUGUACUUGUCGACCUAAGCUAUAACAGAAUAGGUUCACUGCGACUACUGCCUAACUUACAAAAGCUUUUAAGUUUUGACAUUAGACAUAAUUCUUUAAGCAACGCUUUGGAGGAUUUGGAUUCCAUACAAGCAUCAUUCCCAAAGCUUCGAGAAAUGCAGUGGCGUUUUAACCCAUGGAAAAGAAAAGAAAAUCUUCGCUAUAUAGCUGCAGCAAUGCUUCCUGGGGUUGAAAAGUUGGAUUCAAAAGAUAUAACGGAGGCUGAGAGAUCUGAGGGCAAAAGAUUGCUUUCCCUAACAAAAAUAGACAACAACUUGAUGCAGAGUGAACGCGUGGCUUCGUCAACGCCAGGAAAAGAUUAUCCCUUUCUGUCAAUUGAUUCCGUGGCAAAACAGAUUGUUAAUUGGUCAAUGACAAUCCCAAGGGUAACAGUACGAAAUACAUGGAGCAGUAUAAUAUCUUUGUGUCUGGAAAACUGCAAUCUGAGAAAAUUAGAAAAUAUGGAGAGAUUAAUAAACUUGAAGUUUUUGAAUGUAGACUACAACCACCUGAAGUCUUUACGAGGAGUUUUCCAGUGCAUAAACAUCGAGGAACUUUCAGCGGAGAACAAUUUUAUCUCCAUGAUCGAUGAACUGGAGAAUCUUAAAAAGUUAAGACGUUUACUCUUGGGAAACAACGCUAUAAAGUCUCUGACAAAUAUUCCAGAUGGAUCAAUAUUACAGCUCAAAUCCCUUGCAAACCUAACGGUUAUCGAUUUACAUGGAAACCCUAUCACUCAAAAACUGGAAAAUUAUCGUUUCCGGAUUAUCCAUCACCUGAAGGGUCUAAAAUCUCUGGAUGGAAACGAAGUACGAAUGACAGAAGUAAUGCAAUCUAAAGAGCUUCUUGGAGGACACCUUUCAAAUGAAUUUAUUAUGGAAAAACUUGAAACUGAUCAGUUUACAAAUUUGACACAAAUGGAUAUGCCAAAUAUGGGUCUGAAGAUUGUGGAUUAUUUAUCAUCAGAAAGCUUCAGAAGGUUACAGAGUGUAAAUUUGGAAAAAAACCAGCUCACUUCUUUUGGAGGUCUUUUAUUUCUUCCAGAACUGAGAGUACUGUGCUUAAAUGAAAACUGCAUUGAAAGUUUGUUUCCUAAACACAUUUCUCUCUUGGCUGAAUCUGUGCAUUCAAUUUUUCCUCACCUACAAGUUGUUCAUCUUGCUAAAAAUCAAAUUUGUUCCCUAGAACCGUUCCAUUUCCAUCGUAUGCCAGCUUUGAGAUCUCUUUUUCUUCAGCAUAAUGAGAUUGUAAACAUAACCGGAUUAGAAGGUCUGCAUCAACUGCGAGAGCUUGUUCUGGAUGGCAACCGAAUAAAAGAAAUUGGAGAAGUAUCGUUUUUCUAUAAUUGGUCGUUACAAGAAAUUCACUUAGAAAACAAUCGUCUGAAGGAGCUGCAAUCUCUCUGCGGUUUGGAAAGUUUGAAACGACUCUACGUGGGCGGAAACAAGCUGUGCAAUCUGGGAGACCUAGAAACCUUUGCUAUAGCUCAGAAGAAUCUUAUAGAAAUUUCGGUGGUGGAUAAUCCUAUAACCGCAAAACAACUUCACCGGCUCAUAUUAGUUCAUGGUUCUCCAAGAUUACAAAGCAUAGAUGGAAUACCUGUCACUGCAGAGGAGAAGGAUAGAGCAAGUGCGUUCUACUAUAGUGACCUUAUAGGAGUUAGAACCCCAAAUCUCAUCCAGCCAUUAGCUUCAGAAAUCGGGCUUUAG